This is a messenger RNA of Paramecium pentaurelia, 2394 nucleotides long. The record is from the annotation of a GenBank genome assembly. Lineage: Eukaryota; Ciliophora; Oligohymenophorea; Peniculida; Parameciidae.
AUGGAUGUAGGAAAUAUCUGUUUAAGAUGUUAAGCAGUAAUUUGUGAUAUAGAAAAAUAGUGUCUCCAUCAUCAUAAUUAAUGUAUAUGAAAUUAAUAUAAUAAAACAUAGAAAAGAGUGAUCAUUGUAUUUUUAUUAAUCUACUUUCUACAUAAAUGACAUGUAUAAUUUGUAAAUUAGAGAUCUUGGAUUUUGAAUAAUAUGGAUUAACUGGAAAUGAAGAUGUUUUUAGUUAAUGGAUUAAUCCAUAAAGAAUUAGAAUUGAAUAUCUAAGAUACUUUUAAAAGCAAGAAUUAAGUAUAUAGAGAUUUAAUUCUCCUAAUGUUGGCAUCUUAAAUAUAGCUAAUUUUAGUUUUAUGAAUUGUGUUUUAUAAAUUCUACUCAAUUUUCCUACUAUUUAAUAAAUUCUCUCAAAAGUACAUGUUGAAAUGGAGAAAGGAGACUUCAAUAUUAAAUCUAUUAAAAAAAUAAUACUAAGAAACAUUUGUUGUAUGAGUGAUGCUCUAAAAUCAAAAUAAGUUAAAUUACUUAAUCCUACAGAACUUAUAAAAAGUAUUGCAUAAUCUGAAAGUAAGUUAUUGGGAUAUGGUUAAAAAGAUGCUUAUGUAAUAAUUUAUAAUUAAUACUUUAGGAAGCAUUUAAAUAUAUAAUUAAUUUUUUACAUGAAGAAUUUAGAUUUACUAAUAGUGUUUCUUAUUGGAAAAAUAUUAUACCAUUUUAAAAUCAAGAAGCUAUUACACAUGAUUGGUUAUUAUUGUAAUAUUAUUAAUUAUAUAGAGAAUAGAAGUUAACCAUCAAAAUUUAGGGAUUAUUCAUUCAUCUAAAAUGUAUUUUCAGGAGAACUUUAAUCAACAAUAUAAUGUCUUAAUUGUAAUAGACUUACUUUAGUAAAUGAAAAUUAUUCAGCUAUAUCACUUGAAAUACCAUAAAAUAAUGAAUAAAAUGUAAUCUCUAAAUUCUUUAAUAAAUUAACAAAAGAUAAACAAAAUUCUGUUACAUUAUAAAAUUGUUUAGAUUUGUUUUAUGAGCCCAUUUAAGAAACUAAUUUUCUUUGUUUAUGUGGAUCUCGAAAUGGUAGAAGAACAUAUAAAUUUAGUAAAUUUUCAAAUAUACUUGCUAUUCACAUAUAAAGAUUCAAAAAUAAACAUUAAAAAGAUUAAACUUAUGUCUCAUUUCCAGUUGAAUAAACUAACUUUUCCAAUUUAUUAAAUGUAUUAAUAUUAUAAUAUUUAAGAUGUAAGGAGAUUUGAAUUAUUAACUUUUUGGAUUAAUUGUACACUAUAGUAAUGUAGGUGGUGAUCAUUAUGAAUCAAUAAUUAGACAACCUAAUAAUACAUUUAUUUCAAUUAGAGAUGAUUAAAUCAAUCCAGUAACUUUAAAAUAUGUAAAAGAAAGUGAAGCUAUUAUGUUAUUUUAUCAAAAAGUAGAUUCACCUACUAAUUACAAAACUAUACAUAAUGUAUUAACUUAAUAUGAAUUAAUUUAAACUGGAGAAAUAGUAUUAAAAGAUGAUGAACUUAGUUUUUUACCUAAUUUUUGGUUUGAAUAAUUUUUAACAUUAAGUAAUCCAUAAAUGAUUAUAACAUCACAUUUAUUGUGUUUUCAUAAUUAAUUGAAACCUGAUUAUUGGGAUUUUAGAUAAUCCUAUGAAAAUGUAAAUUCAUAAGAAUAAAUGAAUGCAAGUUUCUUAUGUGAUCAAAGUAUUAAUUUGUAGUAAAAUAAUAAUAAUAAUAAUAAUUCCUCUUCUUAUUUUUAAUUAUAACUUUAAUCUGUAUAAUUACCAACUGCUAUAUGUUAAUUUUUAGUUGAAAAAUAUGGUGGUGGUCCAUUAAUUUAAAAGAAUAUUUAAACUUGUACCAUUUGUAUUGAAUAAGCUCAAAAUAUGAGUAAGAGAAGAAAAUUGGAGAGAACUUUAAUUUAAAAAUAUGAAGAUUGUUAAUCAGAUAGAUAAUUUAUCAUUAAUCUAGAUUGGAUUAUAAUGUGGUAAAGAUAUCUCUACAAUUCAAAAUAAUAAUUACAAAAGAAUUUCAUAUUUGGUAAUCCUCCUCCAGGAGAAAUUAAUAAUCUGCCUCUAUUGGAUAGUAAUCAUCAACUUCUUUAAGAUAAAUAGGUUGAUAAGGAUUAUAGUCUUAUAAGUCAUUAAUUAUGGACUGUUUUAGUUUCAAUUUAUGGUGGAGGUAAGUUAUAUUUAUAAUAUAUUUUAGGGCCCAUUAUUCAAGUGAGUUCAUCAUCUAAUGAAUAAGACAAUCCUAAAUUAAAGUAAAAAUAGAUUUAAUAUAUAAUAGAACAUUCAAUUUAGAUCCUGAAGACAAUAUUAAAAUUAAAGAAAUUAGGACUAUUUUGAAUUAAUGCUUCAAAAUGUAUAAUAUAUGUGAAAAUAUAGAUUGUAUAUGA